Molecule: messenger RNA, 1284 nt
Organism: Fusarium sp. VM40
Lineage: Eukaryota; Fungi; Ascomycota; Sordariomycetes; Hypocreales; Nectriaceae
Source: the annotation of a GenBank genome assembly
AUGCUGGACCUUCAUGUCUGGGGUUCCGCCUUUGGUCUUCCGUCCAUUGAUCCCGAAUGUAUUGCCGCCAUCACAUACCUGCAUAGCAGCCUCGCUGUAUCAGACUGGCGCCUGAUUCCCAGUAACGACCCUUCCGUCAGUCCGUCCAAUUCACUUCCCGCACUCUGUCAUGAGGGCGUAUGGAUAUCGGGGUUUGCACCCAUCGUCAAGUACUUGACCGACAAGUCACUUAGUGACGAUCUGGACGCUGAUCUGACGUCCAUUCAAGAGGCGGAUCGUGUUGCGUAUGCUGCCUUCUUGUCUGCUCACGCUGCUCCAUUGUUGGAUCUUUCGCUCUAUGUUUCGGCCGCCAACUGGUCUGCUACGACUAGGCCUGCCUUCAGCACUCUUUUACCGUUUCCAUUAACAUGGACUGUCCCACCGCUGCUCCGCGCUGAGGCUGUCAAGCGUGUUGAGCACUUGGGCUUUGCUGAUAUGGAUACCGACUUUGAUCCUAAUGGAAGCCUUCAUCUUUCUUCAGGACGGGAUGCUUUGCCAGAGACAUUCCGGAGGCACAUUCCUGCGCGGACGAAGAAGACCGUCCAUGAGGAGAUGACCCCUGAGCAAGCGGCUCUUAUCCGACUCUAUGGAAUUACAGAGGACUGCCUGUCUGUUCUAGAUGACUACCUUGAGGAAGGAUUUGAAGAGAAUGAGCACGGUUUCUUUGAGGGAACAGAGCUUUCGUCUUUGGAUUGUCUAGCCUUUGGCUACCUUUCACUGAUGCGCGAUGCGCCUGUGCCAAGGUCGUUCUUAAAAGACUGGCUCAUGAAGAAGACUCCUCGGUUAUCCACUUUCGUUGAUUACGUUAAGUCAACAUACUUGAAGGAGUCUGACCCCUUGCCUUGGGUUGAAUCCGGCAACAACUCCGCGUUGCAAAUUAGCAGCCGGACGCUGGAUAGCAUCCUUCACAAUGUUCCUGGAUUUGGUGACGAGUAUGCCACUGAAGUACGAAGACGUGUUGAGGGAGGCAUUACUGGUGUUGAUGGCAGGUCCCUCAUGUUGGCAUUGAGUCUCCUCGCCACAGGCGCCGCGAUCGGGUAUGGCUACCACACAUAUAAGGCGAUGCAGCCUUUUGGGUCCCGGAUACAGGUAUGGCAAUCACACAAGAACUUGUCAAAACUGAGCGAGUUUGGGGCCCUUGGUUCCAUGUUGGGCAGUGUAUUGGGAGGGCCGGCAGAGGCGCCUCGACCUUCCCAUGCAUCAAACCAAGCUCGGUUUGUCGAUACUGACAUAGAUGUAGACUGA